GAAUUGUCAUCACGCUGCUUGCUCUCGGCCAUUUUUACAAGUACAAGCUCCCCGAAACACAAAACACAACACUGUCCCACCAUCACUUGACAUUUUUUACGGGAUAUACCGCUGCGGCGAGACGUGAGCAGCAGUCAUGUCAGACUUUAUUGAGAGCGAGGCUGAGGAGUCGGAGGAGGAGUUUGAAGAGAAAGACCUAAAGCCUAAAAAAACUCAAAGGUUUAUGGAAGAAGAUGAUGAAGAGGAAGAGGAGAACACAGAGGAUCAGGAUGAGCGGGGAAAUUUACGUGGACUUAUUGAUGAUGGAGAUGAGGAGGAGGAAGAAGAAGCUGAAAAAAGUGGGAGUGCAGCAGCGAGUGACUCAGAGGAAGAAGUGAGGCAUCGGCGUAAAAAGCGAAAUUAUGAUGACUACCUGGAUGACGAUGAUCUGGACCUCAUUGAGGAGAACUUGGGAGUUAAAGUGAAAAGGAGGAAGAAGAAAUAUGAUCGUGUAAAAACACUGGACGACGAUGAGGAGGAUGAUGAUGAGAAGGACUUGAUCGCAGAUGAGAUCUUUCAUGGGGAUGCAGAGGGUGAGCUGGAGGAAGGCGAGGCUGUGGAUGAGCCCCUCCAACAUGCAGAUGAUGACGAAGAAGGAGAGGAUGAGGAGUCAGAUAUAGACGAUUUUAUUGUGGAUGAUGAUGGCCAACCCAUCACUAAAAAGAGGGGCAAGAAGUUCUCGGGAUACACAGACGCAGCUCUCCAAGAGGCCCAGGAGAUUUUUGGUGGCGACUUUGAUUUUGCCGACUUCGAUGCUGACACCUACGACCAGGGCGAGGAAGAGGAAGAGGACCAGGAUGAGGAGGGCUGGGAUCGACCCAAAAAACAGACAAAGAGGAGGCAGGGGAGGAAGAGCAUCUUUGAGCUCUACGAGCCCAGUGAGCUGGAAAGUAGUCACAUGACUGACCAGGACAAUGAGAUCCGCACUACAGACAUGCCUGAGAGGUUCCAGUUACGAGCCAUCCCUGUCAAACCUGCCGAGGAUGAUGAGCUGGAGGAGGAAGCAGAGUGGAUCUUCAGACAUGGCUUCUCUACUCUUACGAUAUCCAUGCAGGAGAGCACAGAUUAUCUCGACAGAGGAACAACCACAAACUUUAGCAGGAAAGGACCCAGCACCAUUGCCAAAAUCAAAGAGGCCCUCAACUUCAUGAGGAAUCAACAGUUUGAGGUUCCAUUCAUAGCUUUUUACAGAAAAGAAUAUGUGGAACCCGAGUUAAACAUCAACGACCUGUGGAAGGUGUGGCAGUGGGAUGAAAAGUGGACUCAACUGAGGAAUCGGAAGCAGAACUUGACCCGCCUGUUUCAGAAGAUGCAGGCCUACCAGUUUGAGCAGAUCUCUGCUGAUCCUGACAAACCUUUGGCUGACGGCAUCCGUCCUCUGGACACUGCUGACAUGGAGAGGCUGAAAGACGUGCAGACUCUUGAAGAGCUGGGUGAUGUGUACAACCAUUUUCUGCUCUACUAUGGGCGAGACAUCCCCAAGAUGCAGAAUUCUGCUAAGACCAGCAAGAAAAAACUCAAGAAGAUCAAAGAAGUGUCAGAAGAUGGUGAAGAGGAAUUGGAGGUAGAAGAAGAAGAAGAUCAAAAAGGACCUGAUCUCAAGUUGGCAUCUCGUAGAGAUAUGUACAGCAUCUGUCAGAGUGUAGGACUUGAUGGUUUGGCUAAAAAGUUUGGGUUAACUCCAGAACAGUUUGGAGAAAAUCUGAGAGACAGUUACCAGCGUCACGAGACAGAGCAGUUCCCUGCCGAACCCGUGGAACUGGCCAAAGACUAUGUGUGCAGUCAGUUCUCCGCUCCAGAGUCUGUACUGGAAGGAACCAGGUACAUGGUGGCCAUGCAGAUUGCCCGGGAACCUCUGGUCAGACAUGUUCUCCGACAGACCUUUCAGGAGAGGGCAAAGAUCAACAUUAAGCCAACCAAGAAGGGCAAAAAGGAGGUAGACGAGGCUCAUUUUGCCUACUCCUUCAAGUAUCUGAAGAACAAACCUGUGAAAGAGCUGAAUGGGGAUCAGUUCUUAAAGAUGUGUCUGGCAGAGGAAGAGGGACUGCUUUCAAUUGACAUCUGUAUUGACCUUAUAGGGGUCAAAGGAUUCGCUGGGGACCAGACAUACUUUGAUGAGAUCAAGCAGUUCUACUACAGAGAUGAAUUCAGUCACCAGGUGCAGGAGUGGAACAGGCAGCGAACUUUAGCCAUUGAGAGAGCUCUCACUCAGUUCCUCUAUCCUCAGAUGGCUAAGGAGCUCAAGAGGAAGCUCAUAACUGAGGCCAAAGAGAGCAUUGUCAGGUCCUGCUGUCGCCGGUUGUAUAACUGGCUUAAAGUGGCUCCUUACAGGCCAGAUCAGCAAGUUGAGGAAGAUGAUGAUCUGAUGGAUGAGAGUCAGGGCAAAGGCAUUCGGGUACUGGGUGUAGCCUACGCACCGAGCAGAGAUACACCAGUUUUCUGUGCUCUGAUCAAUGGGGAAGGAGAAGUGGUGGACUUCCUGCGUCUGCCCUACUUUAUGAAGAGGAGGAAUGCCUUUAGGGAGGACGAGAGAGAAAAGAAGGCUGCUGACAUUGAAACUCUCAAGAAGUUUCUAUCCAGCAAAAAGCCCCAUGUGGUAGCUGUUGCCGGAGAAAACAGAGAUGCCCAAAUGAUCAUGGAGGACAUCAAGAGGACAAUCAGUGAGCUUGAACAAGAGUCCUCUUUGCCUGCUGUGGGAGUGGAACUUGUUGACAAUGAAUUGGCCACAUUGUACAUGAACAGCAAAAAGUCAGAGGCUGAUUUCAGGGAUUACCCUCCCUUGCUGAGACAGGCUGUGUCGAUAGCUAGAAAGAUCCAGGAUCCACUGAUGGAGUAUGCUCAGGUCUGCAGCACUGACGAAGACAUUCUCUGCCUCAAGCUACACCCGUUACAGGAGCACGUGGUGAAGGAGGAUAUGCUCUCUGCUCUUUACUGUGAAUUCAUCAAUCGUGUCAAUGAGGUUGGAGUGGACGUAAACAGGGCCAUCGCCCAUCCUCAUACUCAGAGCCUUGUCCAGUAUGUCUGUGGUUUGGGGCCACGAAAGGGCUCCCACCUCCUUAAGAUCCUGAAGCAGAAUAACACUCGUCUGGAAAACAGGACCCAGUUGGUCACAAUGUGCCACAUGGGACCAAAGGUUUUUAUCAACUGUGCUGGUUUCAUCAAGAUUGACACUGCAUCACUUGGAGACAGUACGGACUCCUACAUAGAGGUUCUGGACGGCUCUCGAGUCCACCCUGAGACGUAUGAGUGGGCUCGUAAAAUGGCCGUUGAUGCCCUCGAGUAUGAUGAGUCGGCAGAAGAUGCUAACCCAGCCGGAGCUCUCGAGGAAAUCUUGGAAAAUCCAGAACGUCUCAAAGAUCUCGACUUGGAUGCCUUUGCUGAAGAGCUGGAGAGACAGGGUUAUGGCAACAAGGGAAUUACACUAUACGAUAUCCGUGCUGAGUUGAGCUGCAGGUACAAAGACCUGAGAGUUCCCUACAGAGUUCCCAACACUGAAGAGGUCUUCAACAUGCUCACCAAGGAGACACCGGAGACCUUUUAUAUCGGCAAGCUGAUCACCAGUAUAGUGACUGGUAUCGCUCACCGGCGGCCUCAGGGUGAGAGCUACGACCAGGCCAUACGUAAUGACUCCACCGGGCUGUGGCAGUGUCCCUUCUGCCAGCAGGACAACUUCCCAGAGCUUAGCGAGGUGUGGAAUCACUUUGACAGUGGUUCUUGUCCUGGUCAGGCCAUCGGGGUGCGCAGCAGAUUAGAUAAUGGCGUCCAGGGAUUCAUUCCCACUAAAUUUCUUAGUGACAAAGUAGUCAAACAUCCUGAGGAAAGAGUAAAGGUUGGUAUGACGGUGCACUGCCGCAUCAUGAAAAUCGACAUAGAAAAGUUUAGUGUCGACCUCACGUGCCGCACCUCAGAUUUGAUGGACAAGGCCAACGAGUGGAAGCUUCCUAAGGACACCUACUACGACUUUGACACAGAGUCUGAAGACCAAAAGCACGACGAGGAGCUCAAAAAGAAACAACAGCGAACACCAUAUAUUAAGCGUGUGAUCGCCCAUCCCAACUUCCACAAUAUUAGUUUCAACCAGGCAGAGAAAAUGAUGGAGACUUUGGACCAGGGAGACUUGAUCAUCAGACCCAGCAGCAAGGGAGAGAACCACCUCACUGUCACCUGGAAGGUGGCCGAUGGUAUCUACCAGCACGUAGACGUGAGAGAAGAAGGCAAAGAGAAUGCGUUCAGCUUAGGGCACACACUCUGGAUCAACACUGAGGAAUUUGAAGAUCUGGAUGAAAUCACUGCUCGGUAUAUUCAGCCUAUGGCAGCAUUCGCCAGGGACUUACUCGGGCACAAGUACUUCCAGGACUGCAAUGGGGGAAGCAAGGAGAAAAUGGAGGAGAUAUUGGUCCGGUCAAAGAGAGAGAAGCCCACCUUUAUUCCUUACUACGUCUCAGCUUGCAAAGACUUGCCUGGGAAGUUCAUAUUGGGCUACCAGCCUCGCGGAAAACCACGGAUCGAGUACGUGACCAUCACCCCAGACGGCUUCCGCUACCGCUCGCAAAUAUUUCCUUCAGUAAACGGACUAUUCCGUUGGUUCAAAGACCAUUAUCAAGAGCCUGUACCAGGCAUCACUCCCAGCAACAGCAGUAGAACAAGAACACCUGCGUCCCUAAAUGCCACCCCAGCCAAUAUCAACAUUGCAGACCUGACACGAGCUGUCAACGCCCUCCCACGCAACAUGACCUCUCAGAUGUUCAGUGCCAUCGCUGCUGUCACGGGCCAGGGCCAGAACCCUAACACCACGCCUGCUCAGUGGAGCUCCAGCCAGUAUGGCUACGGAGGCAGCACGGGAGGAGGAGGAGGGAGCUCCUCUGCUUAUCAUGUUUUCGCCACACCUCAGCAACCCAUCGCGACACCCUUGAUGACGCCAAGCUACUCCUACACCACGCCGAGCCAGCAGGCGCUGGGCACACCGCAGUACCCCAGCUCCACCCCACAGUCGUCACACUCUCACACGCACGCCCACCCGCACAUACCACACCACAGCCACCAAGGCCCUCACAGCAGUCACCACGGCCACUCGUCCGGCACGCCGUCUUCCUCCACCUCCUCCAGAGGACGGACGCCGCAGCAGCAGCAGACACCGCAGCAGCAGCAGCAGCAGCAGACACCGCAGCAGCCAAAGGCAAGUGGAAGCAGCAACACCGCGGUGGACUGGGGCAAGAUGGCCGAGCAGUGGCUGAAGGAGAAAGAAGCCGAGGGGCGGAAGAAAGUACAGAGGAUGACGCCGCGACCGUCGCCCAGCCCCAUGAUCGAGAGCACGCCCAUGUCCAUCGCCGGAGACGCCACACCCCUGCUGGACGAAAUGGACCGAUAGGACAAGGAGGUGGGCAGGGAGGCAUUGCCAUACGCUCCCUCACCCUACCUCCGUUACUGCUGCUUCAUCUGGAAAACCUUUGAACGUCAUCUUUUCCCACAACUACAUCAGCUCCUUUUUAAUCAUGCGUCCACUUAGCUGGAGGCCACUCCGUGUUCUCUUCACCUCCUCAUCUCGUAGCCAAACGUUUAAGUCUGGUGUCAUCCAACUUACUCGUCGUCUUGUGAUCUGAAAGGUUUCACCUUCCUCAUCACCCAGCCUCUCUCUGGCUGCUUAGUAUUUUGUAUUAUCAGAAGAUCACUGUAUUUAUCAUGCAGAUCAUGUCGUUACAAUGACAAAAAAAAGACAGCAGUUGAUUAUGGGAUAUGGACCCAAACACACACACAACUUUGUCAGACGAGCUGUCCUGCUAUCAUUAUUUUUGGAGUUGCUUUUAAUUUGAUCCAAAACUGUUUUUUUUUGACCGAGGGGCAGAGUUACAGUUCCACAGUCCAUUUAACUGAAUUUAAUUUUUAUGUCUGGAAUGUGUCGGAAUGAAUAAAGACUGUCGUCGUUUUUUUUUUCCUAUCAGUUUGAAUCUCAAUCUCAAAGCUUCUGCUCUUCACAUCUGUCAAGGCAAACACGUGCGCAUGCGUGACUGCACACUGCAAACACUUAAAUAAGCGAAAUCACCUUUAAGCAGAGUCCUUCGUUUCUGCUGAAGUUUCUCGUACCCGAGCCUGUGCUUGUCGUGUCCACCUCAUGCUGUAUUAUUAUUAUCAUCAUGAUCUGCCGAUGUAUUCUGUAUAUUGCCUCUUUCAUUUCCACAUUGAAAGCAAAGCUUCUUAGUAACGAUAUGUAAUAACUGCAUAUUUUCCAAGUGAAAGCCACUCGCUAUGUCCAGCAACUGCCCAUGGCAGUUAAGACGGUCAUUUUAGUGAGGUGAAUAUUUCAUCUAUAACUUUAUAAAGUUAUUGAUCUCCUAGUACACUGCUACUAAGGUUUAGACCUGAACUGAAGUUUUUCCAAAGCUGCAAAAAUACAUCGUCGUGCAUCACCGACCCUUUUUCACCUCAGGUAUUUGUCUACAUGAAAUAGAAGGACAUUAAUUAAGGUUCCACUUCAGUUUUAAGAGAGCCGUCUUGUAUGUUGUUCAAGUGAAAGGGAAUAUUACGCGGAAUAUGAAACUUCAACCUGAAAAGGCUUAAAGUUUCCUGCGUUUUCUGGAUGUGUUCCAGUGAGAUCAUCUUACUGUGUGGUCAUGAUAACAUUGCAAAAAUGAUCUAAAAAUCUAAAGACGACCUGAGACUUGCAGAGUGCUGUAAAACAUUUUCUCCAACUGCAACACUAUCAGCAGACGUUACUAUCACACAGACUACCUACCCUUGUUUAUAUCCCAAACUGUAUAAUAAUAAUAAUAAGACGGACUGCACGCAACAGCUUCAGUAGAGUGAAUAUAUUGUUAAAAGGCAUCUUGUGUUUUGUCAUGCAGCAUUCUUUUAGGCCACGUCAUCCCCUCUUUGAUGUAUGCAUCCCAAUCUCUGUCCUCUUCUUCUGUGCCACAGUACAAACGAGCAGCACUGUAAUUUAAACGUGUGCUUGAUUCUGCUGCAGUGUGCAAAAGUAUUAUGGUUUCAUAAUAUGCUAUUUUGUUUUGUUUGUUAGUUGGUUGUUUUAUGUGUUUUUUUGGAGUAACUUGCCACGUCAAUUGCCAGAUUAAGAUAUCGCAUCUUGGUUGGUGACAGAAGAGGAGCGAUGCCUUUUUCUAACUGUGAUCCCUUUAAUAAAAGUGUUAAUAUUAAA
Messenger RNA from Solea senegalensis (Senegalese sole), 7189 nucleotides. It is a transcript of the gene supt6h, whose product is annotated as SPT6 homolog, histone chaperone and transcription elongation factor. Bases 137 to 5407 code for a protein of 1756 amino acids. Gene Ontology annotation, cellular component: transcription elongation factor complex. Gene Ontology annotation, biological process: transcription elongation-coupled chromatin remodeling; positive regulation of transcription elongation by RNA polymerase II; mRNA transcription by RNA polymerase II. NCBI's taxonomy places the organism in Eukaryota, Metazoa, Chordata, Actinopteri, Pleuronectiformes, Soleidae. The record is from RefSeq and is a predicted model, not a curated record. The transcript is spliced from 36 exons. Gene Ontology annotation, molecular function: DNA binding; nucleosome binding; histone binding.